Molecule: messenger RNA, 3324 nt
Organism: Callorhinus ursinus (northern fur seal)
Lineage: Eukaryota; Metazoa; Chordata; Mammalia; Carnivora; Otariidae
Gene: BORCS7
Product: Bprotein-1 related complex subunit 7
Cellular component (GO): BORC complex
Source: RefSeq, a predicted model, not a curated record
UUUUGGCACCAGCGACUCGCCGUUGCCCAGGCUGCAGCGUUCACUAGUUGAGGUGAUGGCGACUGGGACACCAGAUUCGCAAGCGCGAUUCGGUCAGUCUGUGAAGGGGCUCCUUACAGAGAAGGUGAACACCUGUGGUACGGACGUGAUCGCGCUCACCAAGCAGGUGCUGAAAGGCUCCCGGAGCUCCGAGCUGCUAGGUCAGGCAGCUCGAAACAUGGUCCUGCAGGAAGAUGCCAUCUUGCACUCAGAAGAUAGUUUAAGGAAAAUGGCGAUAAUAACAACACACCUUCAAUACCAGCAAGAAGCUAUUCAGAAGAAUGUUGAACAGUCUUCUGAUCUACAGGACCAGUUGAAUCAUCUGUUGAAAUAGAGCAGCUUGUAAGAGGGAAAAGCACUUCUUUGCCUGACACUGAGAAGGAAAUAUUUUAUUCAGCUACUGUCCUAUGGGUUUGAUUUUCCAUUUUCUUCUCCAAAAGUUAAGUUAGAAAAGAUUUAUGAUGGUGUGCAGUUUCUCCUGAAGAGAAGCUAGGUGGUUGAAUUUUGGAAGUACUUCUCGAAGCAGACUAACCCAUGCUCUUAGUGAAUUUUUAAAUGCUCUGUUUAGUUUGAUGUAAAAGCAAAAUUAAAGAGGUCUUAGUUUUUUCCAUAGAACUUUUAUAUAUGUCAAGAGCUAUAUCAUCUAACUGUGAUUCUUAAGCAAAUGCUGAAUAAUGUUUUAAAUUCAGAAAUACGGCUUCUAUUGUGAAAACAGGAAUGAUUAAUAUUCUUUUUAAAGACUUUUUUUCUUUUAAUCAUACAUUCAGGAAAUUUCAUGGUCACAGAAUGGUGAUAGGUAAUAUCUGUUCUUUUCUAUUAACUCAGAGGAGAUAUUUAUUUUAUUCAUUGUAGCAAAUUCCUAAAUGAAAAUUAGGCAAAUGGUAUCAUAUCUGGCCUGCUGCAACCUCCUGCCUUGACCUGCAUUCCUAGUUUCUUUGUUGUGACUCUUGAUUAGUUGGCCUUGGGUUCAUUUUGUAAUUUUGCUAGUCAUCAGCAGAUUCACUUGUAGAACAUUAUUGCCAAAUGCAAAGGCAGUUGAAUUACCAGGAAUGAUUGCAGUGUAGGGUUGUGCCAUGGUGAAAACCUUAUGUUUUCAGUUAUUUGCCCAUGUUCAUUUAAUUUAUCUUGCUAAAAGACAUUACCUUUGAAUGUUUUUGUUUGAAUUUUAAAUGGGACUCCAUUGUGUUCUAGGUCAUUUCUUAUCACUAAAGAAUUAGGAGAAAGCUGACAUAAGAAAAUGGUGUUUUCAGUGAAAGAAAAAAGCAAAUAAGAGUCCAAUUUAAUUCAUAUUGUAUAUCAUCAAGUCGACUAAUCAUAUUAGAUUGUAUUGUAGAUAAAUACAACCUAAUUAUGCCUAUACACAUUAACUUAAGGUAAAAGAAAAAACUAGGUAUGAAGGAAUUCAGUUAUGCAUUCCUUUUAUAAACUCUCAUUACACUUAUUAAAUGUAAAUGGGCUCAAUUCACCUUCAAAAAGAAGGGUCUGGAAACUUCUGGAACUGUAGUGGACCAAUAUUGACAGCAAAUGUUAGCAAAUUGACAGCACAUGUUAGCAAUUGACAGCAAAUGUUAGCAAACAUUACUAUCACUGUUGCUGUUCAGCAUUUUGCUGGAGGCCAUGUCUAGUGCAGAAGUUAAAAAUAAGUAUAGCUAAUGGGGCGCCUGGGUGGCUCAGUCAGUUAAGCAUCUGCCUUGGCGCUGGUCACAAUCCCAGGGUCCUGGGAUCGAGCCCCGUGUCAGGCUCCCUGCUCAGUGGGGAAGCCUGCUUCUCCCUUUCCGCCUGUCUGUGGCUCACCCUGCUUGUGCUCUCUUUCUGUCAAAUGAAUAAAUAAAUAAAAUCUUAAAAAAAAAUAAGUAUAGCUAUUAGCAACAAAGAGACAAAAUUAUUAUCAUAUUGUAGGAUUAUCUGCUUAGAAAAUCCAAGGACUGAUUUUUUUAAAAGGGUCAUCAAUUUAGAAAACAAAAAGUUCAAUCAUCCAAGUAUACAAGAUGCAAAGAAAUACCUAACAUGACAUUUGUAAAAAAAUUAAAAAUUAAAAUAAAGGUAUUGUCUAAGUUUUCCUCAUCAUGCUGGAACAAAUAUUAAAGUAGCAGUGAUUGCUUACGUUAUAACUGAUAAAUUUCACCACAAAAUUUUAAUGGUAAAUAUAAAAUUUACAUUAAAUAAUGAAAACCUAGUAGUACUAAAUUUAGUCAUUUUAAAGAAUAGAAUGCCAAAAAACAUGGAAGAAAAAUAGUCAGAAAUGCAUGAAUAGUCAGAAAUGUAUACAUAAUUUGAUACUAUAUCUCUUGUAGAAAUAAAUGGGCUAGAUAGAAUUAAAUGGUGAUCAAACAUGGAAAUAAAAAAUACUUCUUUAAAUAACAUCUGGGUUGUAGAGAAUAUGUUGAAGGAUAAUAUUUUUAAAAUAGUGAAAAUUCAAAUUCUGUGCAAGAAAAUUUAUGUGAUAAUACAGCAAUAUUUUAAAGCAGUACUAUAAAGAAAAAAAAUCGUGCUUUAAAUCUCUAUAGGGAAAAGGGUGUUUUCUUUUUUUAAGGGGUUUGUGGUUAGAACUUAGGGAAGAAAUCAAAAUAGAAUAAGAAAGCCAAGCAUGAGUGAUAAAAAUUUGAAAAAAUAUGUGAUAUCAUUAAUUGGUUCUUACAGAUUAAAUUGGUAAAGUAUUGGGUCACUUGGCUGGCUCAGUUGGUGAAGCAUGUGACUCUUGAUCUUGGGGUUGUAAGUUCAAGCCCCACGUUGGGUGUGGAGAUUACUUAAAAAUAAAAUCUUAAAAAAGAAGUUAAAUUGGUAAAGUGUCAGCUCAAUCUAAAAGUACAGAUUAGUAAAUUUAUAAUUGAAAUGGAGAUAAUAAAUCACUUAGAUUUUAAAAGCAUGAUCUGUCAGCUUAAUUCUAAAAAUUUAAUUACAAGUAUCAAAAUGUCCGCCUCCUUUGAAGAUAUAAUAUCACAAAACUGAUAUUUAAAAGACAAUAUGUCCAGGGGGACCUGGCUGGCUCAGUCGGAAGAGCAUGCGACUCUUGAUCUUGGGGUUGUGAGUUUGAGCCCCAUGUUGGGCCUAGAGCUUACUUAAAAAUUAAAAAAAAAAGUCAUUUGCCUGUGAUAGCUUUCCUGAGAAUUUUCUAAACUGUCAGAGAACUUCCAUAUACUCCCAAAGUAUAGAAAACAGUGGUAAGAUACCCAGUUCAUUUGCUGAAGUAAAUAUGACUUUCAUUUUUAUUUUUAUUUAUUUAAAGAUUUUAUUUUUAAGUAAUCACUACACCCAACAUGGGGCUUAAACUUACAACCCCGAGGU